Molecule: messenger RNA, 525 nt
Organism: Nicotiana tabacum (common tobacco)
Lineage: Eukaryota; Viridiplantae; Streptophyta; Magnoliopsida; Solanales; Solanaceae
Source: RefSeq, a predicted model, not a curated record
AUGAUUGGGAAGCUCCGUGAGGAGGUCAAUGUGAUAAAGAUGGAGUUCUUGAAAUGGAAAGGAAAUAUGGACUGCUUUGCCGCAGAGAAAGAGGCUGCUCGAACCCAAUUAUCAUUGGAGCUUGAGGCUCGGUUGGCUUCUGAACUUGCCAAUGCUGAAAAGACAAAGGCCAAUGCAGAUGCAUUUGUGGCUGUUUAUCGAGCCGAUGUUAAGGCUGCUCAGUCGCAUAUGAGAGAAGUAGCUGAGACCGCUCGAACUCGAGCACAUUGGAUAGUCGAAUUUGCCAAGUGCCAAUCUCGGAGGGAGACCCUCGAGGAGAUCCAUGCUCAAGGCUUCGAUCUUACUGAAGAGAUAAUAAAGGCAAAAGAGCUUGAAGCUGAUGCUGGGGCCUUGGCCUCCGAUGAUGAUGAUGACGAUGAUGAUGAUGACGAUGACGAUGACGGGAACAAGAGCGGGUCUCAGAGUGGGGAGGAGCCCGAUGGAGAAGAGACUGUCCCGGAGAUAACCAAAAAACUUAGCCCUUAG